CACAAUGGGCUAUCGAUCAGUUAGAGAUGGCGCUACAUGCCAGUAAUCUCACAACGGCCAACCCUCAGAGAGGCUUAAAGGUCAAGGAUGAACUCGAGUUUUGGACAGUGGAACACGAUGGACUCAUCAACGAAUAUCAAUGCAAAGAGUAUGAAUGGGUCGGUCUGAGGUCGAAAUCUCCCCCUUUCCGCCCUGAGACUUUUAUUCCGGGAACGGACUCAAAGACAGUCAUUGACAUCAUGACCAAGGGGUUCCUCACUGUUCCCAAUGCAGAGGCACGCCUAGUGGUCAAAGUAUUUAUACCGAAGCAUCUCGUCAGCCUGGACUCGAUGAAGGCCAUCGCAUCCAUGCUUUGUCUUGUAGACCCGCUGUUGAGUGAUAUUCAUCCUGCUCACUGUGGGCCUAGCUCACUCUAUUCACUAGGGUUGCAGUAUAAUAGUCUUGCUAGGGACGAUGCCAAUGAUCUCCAGGCUGAGAUGCUGUCCGCAGUCGAGGUUGAGGACCCUUGGAAUAAUCGCCUUUCGCCUGACCGGAAACCACUGGAGCUUCUACCCCGUCCAGGAGACCUGGGGGAAACUAAGUAUCGCCAUAGGAUUCACAGAAUUCUGGGGGCUACCUCCGUCCAAGAUUUAAUACAUCUCAUGGAUAUAGCAAUUUAUGGUGAGGAAGGACGCUACCCCCACGCGAGCCCUGCUUAUUGUUUCCUGGAGAACAAGACGACUAUUGCUAUCGAAUUCAAUCAACACUGUGGAACACUUGAUAUGCUGGAGACAUCUCUCUGGGCUAUUUUCUGCGUAAAGCUCACUCAGCACUGUCUCGACAAAUCUGGUACCUUCUUCCACGAAUCAUAUCCCAAUCUGAGAUAUUGCUCUACGAUUUGCGACUUUCUUGAGGAGCAAGGCCUGGAAACGAGAGCUACUCUUUUGGUAUCGAGCUCGAAUUGUAUGCUACCGCAUGAGGGCCGACCCGAUCCUCAUCCCGAUGAUGGCAGGGAACUCAGCCGUGCCGAGCAAUUCUCCAACAGAGUUUCUUUAAUGAAAGAAAUCAUCAGUUCUCAAGGGCCGUUGACUCUGGUGUGGGACGAGUAUUUCGACCAGAAGUUCUGGGAGAGCAAGCUCCUCAGCCACGGGAUGGUGCCUGUUGACGAUAUCGAUCCCCGAUAUCAGACGUGGAACAUUGGAACCGAUGUAUCGCUGCGCCGAAUGUCUGAGUGGGCAGGGUACAAGCAGCUGAAUGGUUUGGAGAUUAUCGGUAGCGUUCUCAGAGAUACGCCCGAGUGCUGGGAAGAGGUACUGGAUAUGGUCUCCAUCCUGCGAAACAACUUCAGAUUGACAGUGGGCAAAUCAUGUGGCUUCCACAUCCAUGUUAGCAAAGGCACUGGGCCCAUACUGUUACACCUCGAAGUCAAGAUACGCACUGAGUCUAGCAUCAUUACUGGAACCUAUAUAUACCGACAGUGGUCGGAAAGGAAUGUUCCAGCUGACUUCGAACAGUACAUCCCCGUCGACAAGGCCGUUGACCGCCGUACCUUGGGGAUUAUGAAGAAGCUAUGGACAGCCGAAACUCUACAACGGCUCAAGCUGCUUAUAACUCCUAGCAUGGGCUCAAAGUCUUGCUUAGGACUUUCUAAGUGCCACUCCUUCGAUGAGUUUGAUGAAGGCUCUGAAGAUAAAUGUAGAGGGACUGUUGAGUUCCGCUACCUCGAAGGUACUCUGGAUCCUGAGCUGAUUCUUCGGUGGAGCCAGUUGAUGGUUUCCUUAUUCCAGUUUGCUGAUCUAGCUUCACCACAAGCAUGGCAGAAUUUUGUACCCGCAAUACUGCAGUGUCCAGUAUUGGGUAAGAUGGAUCCGAACGUGCUGAGAGUCUUUUUGGUAUCCUUAGGCAAGGGUGAUGAUCAUGGCUUUUGGAUCAAUCGAAUCGAAAUUAUGUCGAAUUUGCCUCUCGAUGCACAGCAACUGGCUCGCAGGCCAGCUGAUGACAAUGAGAUUCUGCCUCCCCUCGAUAAUGGGUACAUUGAUGCCUUACGAGACGAGCUGUGUACUAGAGAGAUGAAAUUGCCUUGCACGAUCCAGAAAGCGGCGACCCUCAACGAAUCUGAAUCUUCAACUGAUCCAGACGACCUUGCAAAACUACUGUCCGAGAAGGCUGGCUUUUUUUUAUGA
Molecule: messenger RNA, 2162 nt
Organism: Fusarium odoratissimum NRRL 54006
Lineage: Eukaryota; Fungi; Ascomycota; Sordariomycetes; Hypocreales; Nectriaceae
Exons: 3
Coding region: 27-2162 (711 amino acids)
Source: RefSeq, a predicted model, not a curated record